AUUGAUGAAUUGAAAAAGCUUGUGGAUGUGUAGAUGCCGGCCUCUAUUCGGGACCCGGUCAAUGCUGCCCUACGAACUGCCCUCGUGAAGAACGAAUCUUCCGAAAAUUCCUUGGAUACACAACUAGCGGGGUCCACGAAAAAAGCAUUGUUGUCCAAUAUCGAAUUUGAGCCUGCCGGAAGCUAUCAAAGUACUGUUUUAGAUAAAUUGAAGACGAAGUAUAUUGUUUUGAGCAGUGCAGACACUCCAACUUCAAGUAAACCAGAAAGUGAUUCAGCUGUUGAAGAAUCUCGGAAAUUGCCGAAAUAUGAACUGUUCCCUCUGGAUGCUGUGCAGCUGGGAUGGAACAACUGUGAUUGGUCAGUGGGCGCAGGAAUGGUUAAUAUGGGCAAUACAUGCUACCUGAAUUCUACCUUGCAAGCUCUCUUUCAUGUUCCUGCUUUGGUCAACUGGCUCAUGUCUGAUAAGGAACACACUGCAGUGUGCCAAGACUCAGGUGGCUUGUGCAUAAUCUGCGCCAUGCGCAAAACGCUGCAAGACUCGCAGCAGCGCAACGCCAACUCGAUCAGGCCGCUGCUGAUCUACAACAAGCUGCGACUGGUGUGCCGCAACCUGAUACCCGGCAGACAGGAGGACGCCCACGAGUUUCUCAGGUAUCUGGUCGAGGCCAUGGAGAAGGCUUAUCUGAGCAGGUUCAAGAACCACUCGGAGUUCGACUCGAAGAUCAAGGAAACGACGCCCCUCAAUCAGAUCCUCGGCGGCUAUCUGCGCUCGGCGGUGAGGUGUCUAGAGUGCGGUCACGUGAGCACCACCUUCCAGCACUUCCAGGACCUGCUGCUCGACAUCAGGAAGGCGCAGACGCUGGACGAGGCGCUGGAAGUGUACUUUUCGAGGGAGAAGUUGGACGAUGAUUCCUACCAUUGCGAGGCUUGUCAGAAGAAGGUCCCCGCGACGAAGCAAUUCUUCUUGGAGCGGACGCCGAUGGUGCUGUGCAUCCAACUGAAACGCUUCUCCGUCACCAACAACAAGAUCACCAAGCACCUGUCGUUCCGGCAGCGGCUCGACCUCGGCAAGUACGCUCGCCAACGUUCGGCGGGCUCGUCGCUCGUCUACCGCUUGGCGGCGCUCGUCACGCAUAUGGGACCGACGGUCGGCUGCGGCCAUUACACGGCCGUCGCCCAAUCGCCGGCAGGGAACUACUACCAAUUCGAUGACAGUAUGGUCCGUCCGAUCUCGCACCAGGCAGUGUUCAACACCAACGCGUACAUCAUGCUGUACGAGUUGGAGCAGUCGCCGUACGUGCGUCGCCCCCCGCCGCCGCCGCCGCUGCCCUCGCCUGCCCUCGGCAAGCCGAAAGCGGCCGAAACGCCUGCGUCGCGUCCCGUCGUCGUCCAAUCGUCGAAGGCGGUCAACGGACACCACGCUAAUGCCGCCGCCGCCUCCAGCGGUGUUGUCGGUUUUACCAGUGACAAGGCGUACGGGCCGGAAUUGCCGCCGGAAAGGAACGAGAGGCAGAAGGCGGUGGAUAACGGCAACGUGACCAGCACCAAUAAUAACAGCGACGGCGCCAGCACCUCCUCCUCCUCCAGCGAGAACGACUCCGACGGAGGAGGUGGCGACCCCCACGCCUCCACCGACCCCGCCCCCUCGAUAGCCACGCCCACCAAGGACACCGACAUCAGCAGCUCGACGUCGCGCGAUUCCCAUUCGCUAGGCGGAGCCAAACAAAGCCCCGCCCACCGCGAUUCGCUAGGCGGGGCCAAACAGAGCCCCGCCAACCGCGACUCGGUGGGCGGGGCGAAACGGACCCCCGCCCCCAGUCCGAACAAGAGCCCAGCGACGAGCGUGUCCAGCCUGUCGAGUCCCGAAUCGACGCCGAAGAGGGCGUCGUUGUCGGCCGUCGCGAAGCCUCUGGUGCCGUACGAGCCGGACGACGGCAGCUCGUCGGAGGACUCGAACCACGCGGGGGCGGGGCUCGGGGUAGAGGGGGCGGGGGAAGCGGCGAGGGUGUCGACGAAGGCGGCGAUCGGCGAUUGGCAGGUCACUUCUUCGACUGACAUAGGCCACGAACCGUCCUCGGAAGGCAAAAGCUGGACGAUCCGAAGACCCGCCCCACAACAGCAACAGCCAAUCAACGGCGCCUCCACUCAACCCCGCCCCCAGGACACCGUCGUGCAGGAGCUGUUCAAGAUGUCGCACGGCGGCUAUGCGGCGCCGGUGUCUACGUGGCACGGCUCGCGGUCGCGAUUGGACAAGGAGAUGGGCGAGGAGAGGAGGGACGAGCGGAAACGUCAUGCGGCCGAUAGCUCGGAUCAGGGCAGAGCGAAGCAUGCGAAGACUACUGGGGGCAGUAACGGGUACAAGUCGAAUCCCGGUUAUAAUCCGGUGCAGGAAUAUCACAACGCGAAAAACUGGGGACACAACAACGGUGGAGGCUACAAAUCGUUUUACAAUGGAAACAAACACAGGCGCCUCUUCCACCAUAAAAACUACCACAAAAGUUAUAGAUAUCGGCAGUAAUGACAUUUUCUUUCACCGCGCGUUCAUCCAUUAGCAAAGUGUAAUGUAAAUUUGUGUAUAUUUGAUUUUUUUUAUUUGUGGAGUUGUGACAUUAGCAAAUUAGUUUACUCGUUUCUUAAUAUUAAGGUUUUAACGGAAGUUUCUGUUUUUAAACUUCGCAUUGACUUUGUAGGAAAUGGUAUUUAUUUUUGUUCUUGGUUCUGUCGAUAAGCAUUUACACAAUGUCUCCUGUCUGUAAUAUAUAUUUUUUAUCAUUU
Messenger RNA from Phaedon cochleariae (mustard beetle), 2777 nucleotides. Lineage: Eukaryota; Metazoa; Arthropoda; Insecta; Coleoptera; Chrysomelidae. The record is from the annotation of a GenBank genome assembly.